UAUUACAAAUGAGUCAAUUACGUGCUGCAAUGAAUCAUCGUAACAAUUUAAAAGCUAUUGAAAAUUCAAUUAAAAAAUAUCAAGAAAAUAUUCUAAUAUUGCUUCCAGAGUCUGAUAAUUCUGAAAUAUCAGCAGAUCUUACACAAACUAAUCAAGAAUAUACAAUAAUUGAUAGUGAUUCUGAAAAUGAAGAAAUUCAGACCUCAGAACAAGAAAGAAAUACUAAUGCUAUGGGUGAAAAGGAAUGGAACGAA
Racocetra fulgida is the source of this 254-nucleotide messenger RNA. Lineage: Eukaryota; Fungi; Glomeromycota; Glomeromycetes; Diversisporales; Gigasporaceae. The record is from the annotation of a GenBank genome assembly.